Messenger RNA from Mus musculus (house mouse), 1319 nucleotides. It is a transcript of the gene Dnajb13, whose product is annotated as DnaJ heat shock protein family (Hsp40) member B13. The record is from RefSeq and is a predicted model, not a curated record. Lineage: Eukaryota; Metazoa; Chordata; Mammalia; Rodentia; Muridae. Gene Ontology annotation, biological process: axonemal central apparatus assembly; protein folding; microtubule-based process. Gene Ontology annotation, cellular component: motile cilium; extracellular region; sperm flagellum. The transcript is spliced from 7 exons. Bases 658 to 1173 code for a protein of 171 amino acids.
GCUUUUGCUCUGUGGUCUGUUAAACUGAAGACCCAUCCUUAUGCAGAAGUGUCAGAUCCUAGGAAAUAAACGGAACUCGACUCUGACUUUUCUCUCCAUUCCUGUCCUCUUACUGCCCUUCUUGGUCUGCAUCGGUUUGCUGACUUCUGCAGCUUUUCUUUAACCUUCCCCGGCAGCACAACAUCAGAAGCAGCUCAGCCUCUGUCUCCCUCCAUAGUUUACUUAGAACUAAAGCUGAUUUGUGAGUCUGGGGAGUCAGCAACAAGCACCGCUUCUUGAAAUCGAUCACAUAAUUAGCCCCAAAGCUCUUCUAAAGGCCCAGACACCCAGCACUGGGUGAGUACUCCCCUGUUGGUACCACUCAUCCAGCCAGGAGACUUCCAAGAUUCAAGUCAGCCAACCUGCACCCACCAAUGUACCUUGUUUAACAAGGGUUGCCAACAGCCAGAUACCGGAAACUUGCCCUGAAGAACCACCCAUUGAAGUCAUCUGAGCCGGGUGCACCAGAGAUAUUCAAGCAAAUAGCAGAAGCCUACGACGUGCUGAGCGACCCUGUGAAGCGAGGCAUCUAUGACAAGUUUGGUGAGGAAGGCCUGAAGGGUGGGAUUCCCCUAGAGUUUGGAUCCCAGACUCCAUGGACAACUGGCUACGUCUUCCAUGGCAACCCUGACAAAGUGUUCCACGAGUUUUUUGGGGGAGACAACCCCUUCAGCGGUACUAAAUGAAGACAGAUAUUCUUCUACCAUCAAGGACAAGAUCCUGACCAUCGAUGUGAGACCUGGAUGGAGGCAGGGCACACGCAUCACCUUUGAGAAGGAAGGGGACCAGGGCCCCAACAUCAUCCCUGCUGACAUUAUCUUCAUUGUGAAGGAGAAGCUGCACCCUCGCUUCCGCAGGGAGCAUGACAACCUCUUCUUCGUGUACCCCAUUCCUUUGGGCAAGGCCCUUACCUGCUGCACUGUGGAGGUGAAGACUCUUGAUGACCGGCUGCUCAACAUCCCUAUCAACGACAUUGUCCACCCUAAGUACUUCAAGAUUGUGCCAGGUGAGGGGAUGCCACUGCCUGAGAACCCCAGCAAGAAGGGAGACCUCUUCAUCUUCUUUGACAUCCAGUUCCCCACCCGCCUCACACCCCAGAAGAAGCAGAUGCUGCGCCAGGCAUUGCUGACCUAAUUCUGGGGGACCUGAGCAGGAACAGGGAUGGAGAGGGCUAGCUGGGCCUUGCCUGCUCCUAUCCACUCAACUCCCACAGCCUAUGAAGAUGGGGAGGCGUGAGACCUUAGGCUGACAUAAUAAAGAUUCCUAUCCUAUAGCUAUGA